AUGCCGUUCACCGAGGAGGGCAAAUAUCAGACGUUUCCGUCGAAAUCGGCGCCGAUUUCUGGAAAUAAAUUUCAGAAAAUGGCAACAAUUCACAAGGAGCAAGAAAAAUCGGGAAAAUUCUACGAAAAUCAGCGAAAAAUCCAUUUUGGCGGAACGCCUCGAAUCCAGUAUCGAGAGGGCGGAAAAUUCUAUAAACCGCCGCGAAAUGAGCAGGAUCCGGAAAAAUCUGGAAAAUUUGCCGGAAAAACUGGGAAAAAGUUGGAGAUGAAGAAGAAAUUGAAAUCCAAAAAAGUGAAGGGAGACCCUGUCAAAGGCACAUCAACCGAGUACGAUCAGCUAGCGAAUUCUGACGAGGACAAUGACGUCAUGGAUGUUUCAGAUAUGCUCCCGGAGCCAGAAGACGAGGUGGAAUCGGAGAUUCCACUAGUCAAUACUGGAAGGAAAGCGACGGGAAAAGAAAAAAAUCCGGCAGAAAAAAAAUCGAGAAAAUUCAAUGCUCUGGGAGAGUUUGAGGAUGUUGAGGAAGAUGCUGAAGCUGCUCCAGCACCACCGGCUCCUAAAAAACCGAAAAAUCAAAACGUUGAAGAAGAAGGAUCGGAGGACGAGCUGGAAAGAUCGGAAGGAUCGGAAGGAUCGGAGGAAGAGGAAGACGACGAGGAUGAGCGGCUGAAGUUCCGUGAAGAAAUCUCGAAAAUGCCGUUGGGCAAGGUGAAAGAGAUGAAGGAGAAGCUCGGCAUUAAGCUCUUCAACAAGACCUAUUUCGGAACGUCGGAAGCCGACAAAAAACGGGCCGACGAGAAGAAGAAGGCCGCCGAGAAGGCCGACAAGGGCCAACAUCGGCCGAGGGAAAUGUCGUCGAAACGGCCCGUUUCGGCGUUUAGGAAUAUUUAUGGAGGACACGAGCAGGAGAAGAAGAAGAAAAAAUGGGAUCCCCGAUUCGACGCAAGAGCCGGCGACUUCAAGGAAGUCUGCUUCGAGAACAACUAUCAGUUCCUCGACGAAAUCCGUACCGGCGAGAUGCAGGACCUGCGUAACGAGUACAAUACAGCACGGGCGGAAGGCGACGAGAAAAAAGCGGAGAGACUGAAAAAUACACUUCACAAAAUGGAGACUCGGGAGAAGACGCGAGCCGAGAAGCGACGACACGCGGAAACACGAAAAGAACUGCACGAUGACAAUAUCGAACGAAUGCUGCGCGGAGAGGCGCCGAUCUUCAGGACGAAGGCACAAGUUCGCCGAAUCGAUGCCGAGAAGAAGUACGAGGAGCUGAAGAAGGACAACAAGCUGGACAAGUAUUUGCAGAGAAAAGCGAAGAAAGAGUCGGCGAAGCAGAAGAAGGCCCGUCCGUUUGAAGGAUAUGGAUUCCAGAAUUAAUAUCGAUUUUUUUUUGUUAUUUUUUGUUAUUUGUUGUUUUACGCCAAAUUGUUACCCCCAAUUGUUAACACUUUUAUGAUUAAAUUUAUUU
Molecule: messenger RNA, 1465 nt
Organism: Caenorhabditis elegans
Lineage: Eukaryota; Metazoa; Nematoda; Chromadorea; Rhabditida; Rhabditidae
Gene: T22H9.1
Product: rRNA biogenesis protein RRP36
Exons: 6
Coding region: 1-1374 (457 amino acids)
Biological process (GO): rRNA processing
Cellular component (GO): nucleolus
Source: RefSeq, marked reviewed